UCCAACAUGGCCACUGUCAACACUUGGGUAGCGAGGGUGGCUGAUUUUUUGUUGGGGAAAGUCCCCUUCAUUAAUGCUCUUUCAUUUCUUAUGCUUCUUGCUGAAAGAGCAAAAAGUGAAAGUGUGCCCCCGUUACCCCCUCAGCUGAUCUACGCUCAUAUGGGAGUGUUCCUCAUCUGUGGUUUCCUCAUGUCCGCCCACAUGGCGAAGAAGGAGGCAUCAUUGGUGUAUGCAGGCCAGCUCAUAUUCUUUUCCUACAACUUCUACACCAACAAGAAGCUCAACUACGGCCAGUGGCAGAGACUUCAGAUGGCAGUGCGGCAAGUUGGCUGUGUGGGCAUUUACGUCCUUGUGGCCUUCAUCCACACCAAGAAGGAGAAUCGAUCAGAGCCACUUCGACGUGUUGGUGAGAUCAUCCUUGGCAUCUAUCUGUUCGCGUACGCCUACAUACUGAACAGCAGCAGCGAGUACAAGCGUGGCUUCCUGCACCACUUCCUGGACAGCGAUUGGCUGAGAUACUUCAUCACCCUGGCAAUUGUUGCAUGUGCAUUGUGCUUCCUCUCCGGUUACUUCAUCCGUGACAUGAGCGUCUGUGCAGUGGUCAUGUUGAUCCUUGUUACCGUAGUGAUGGACCUUGACUUUGACUACUGGACACGUCGCGGUGUCCACUUCUGGAACCAAGCUCGACUGCUUCUGGACAGUCUCACUGCUGUAACAGGAUUUGCUUUAUUUUCUCGGGUUUUUGAAAACAGAAUUAAGACUGAGCAUUAUGAAUAAUGGACCAUGUUGAAAAAUUUUUCACACAAGUGCAAUUUCCAUGUACUCUGUUGAUGUUUUGGUGAAUGGAUGGUUGUGUUCUGCUCAAAUCUUGGCGACAGCAAAACAGUGUGUGUUUUGAGUGAUGUCCUCAUGUGCCAUCAUGCCCUUGACCUUGACCUUUUUCAUGCAGAUAGGCAGAAAAAUUAUUAUUCAAUUUAUAUUCAGAUUAUGUACAUAGGUCCAAACCAUGUGAAUGUAUCAAUCCAAGUAUUCAGCCAUUCCAUGACAAAACAUGAAUUACCUUCAUAUGUGUUGCAUGACUCACCAGUGUACCUGGUGACAGAAAGUUAAAAAAUAAUAUCCUCAAAAGCCACAAGGCAUAGACAGCUGCAACAGUCUUUUAGUAAUACUGGCUAUAAUUAGAUGGGAAGUUUGUUCAAGACACCAUCAUGGGUAUUUCAUUUUAGUGCCACAGAUAUUGUUUUUAUGUAAUUUUUUCUCCUUUUCUUUCAGUCUAUAUUACCCCAAAUGUUCUAACACUCACCCUUGGUCAUUAUUGUUAAACACUGAUACAUAGAGAUAACCACCCUUGGGCUCCCAUGUCAUCACCCAUGAAGAUCCGGGUUAAAAUUGAUCUUCAGUAACCCAUGCUUGUCGUAAGAGGCGACUAACGGGAUCGGGUGGUCAGGCUCGCUGACCUGGUUGACACAUGUCAUCGU
Molecule: messenger RNA, 1478 nt
Organism: Haliotis rubra (blacklip abalone)
Lineage: Eukaryota; Metazoa; Mollusca; Gastropoda; Lepetellida; Haliotidae
Product: transmembrane protein 101-like
Exons: 3
Coding region: 7-777 (256 amino acids)
Biological process (GO): positive regulation of canonical NF-kappaB signal transduction
Source: RefSeq, a predicted model, not a curated record